Condylura cristata (star-nosed mole) is the source of this 454-nucleotide messenger RNA. RefSeq names its product hepcidin antimicrobial peptide (gene HAMP). Gene Ontology annotation, cellular component: extracellular region. The record is from RefSeq and is a predicted model, not a curated record. The coding region runs from base 119 to 373 and encodes 84 amino acids. Lineage: Eukaryota; Metazoa; Chordata; Mammalia; Eulipotyphla; Talpidae. The transcript has 3 exons. Gene Ontology annotation, biological process: intracellular iron ion homeostasis.
GUUACUGAAAGGGGAGGGGGCUCAGCACCCCCUCCGCCCCCACAGGCCCCAUAAAUAAGCAGUGGUAACAGCCUCAGACACCAGAGACAGUCCUACCCCUGACAGGACAGAUCGCACAAUGGCCCAGAACGUCCGGACCCAGGCCACCUGCCUCCUGCUGCUGCUCCUGGCCAGCAUGGCCAGCGGCGUGGUUCUCCAGCGCCAGACAAGGCAGCCUGCACACCCCCAGGCCCAGGACACAGUGGGAGCCGAGGACGGCCUGACGCUUGGGCCCCGGAGGCUGUCAAGGCGAGACACCCACUUCCCCAUCUGUAUGUUCUGCUGUAACUGCUGUCCCAACAUGAAGCACUGUGGGAUCUGCUGCAAGGCUUAGCCCAGCCGGCAGCCGCCCGCCCUCCUCGCCCCUCCUUAUUUAUUCCUCACGCCGCCACACCCAGCCAGUGGUCUUAGAAUA